Molecule: messenger RNA, 627 nt
Organism: Andrographis paniculata
Lineage: Eukaryota; Viridiplantae; Streptophyta; Magnoliopsida; Lamiales; Acanthaceae
Product: probable histone H2A.2
Exons: 2
Coding region: 71-475 (134 amino acids)
Cellular component (GO): nucleosome
Molecular function (GO): structural constituent of chromatin; DNA binding; protein heterodimerization activity
Source: RefSeq, a predicted model, not a curated record
UUAGGUUUCUUCUCCUGCAACCAUCAUCUUUCAUUACGCGCAAAAACUCUUCGAGGUCAAGGAAAUUGAUAUGGCUGGCCGAGGAAAGACACUGGGAUCGGGAUCGUCGAAGAAAGCGCAAUCACGGAGCAGCAAGGCUGGCCUCCAGUUUCCUGUCGGUCGUAUUGCUCGGUUUUUGAAGGCCGGAAAAUACGCGGAGCGCGUCGGUGCCGGAGCUCCGGUUUACCUCGCUGCCGUCCUGGAAUACCUCGCCGCCGAGGUGCUGGAAUUGGCCGGAAACGCGGCUAGGGACAACAAAAAGACUCGAAUAGUGCCUCGGCACAUCCAAUUGGCGGUUAGGAACGAUGAAGAGCUGAGCAAACUCCUCGGAGACGUGACGAUUGCUAAUGGAGGAGUGAUGCCGAACAUCCACAAUCUGUUGCUUCCGAAGAAGGUUGGUGGUUCAUCGAAGGCCUCUGCAAACGACGACGAUUAGAUUGACUGCCUUCCGCCAUUGUUGAUGAUGGUCUUACAGUUCGUUAUCUGUUAGUGGUAUUUAGUGUUCUAUUAUUGUCAGGUCAGAGGAUUGGGGGUGAGAAUAUGUAAAUUAUAAAACUCGAAUGAACGGAGGAGUUUCUUUCUUGCCUA